Molecule: messenger RNA, 743 nt
Organism: Cinara cedri
Lineage: Eukaryota; Metazoa; Arthropoda; Insecta; Hemiptera; Aphididae
Source: the annotation of a GenBank genome assembly
GAUAAUUACAUAAACGAUAAGAGAAAAAAAUGUAUCCAAUCCCAUCGCAAGGAAGUCGUUUUUAAUGGUGGAAAAUCCAAAGAUUUUAUACGGAGAUAUGACGAAGGUGCUUCUUCCAGUAAAGCGGACUUUCUACCCCAAAGUUCUAAAGAUUCGAAUAUUUUAACGACCAAGUCAAUAUGGAGCAGUAUACCGUCGGAGAACAUUAACAAUCCGUGUUCUGUACUUGCAAACUCAUCUGAUUUAACAUACUCAGAACACGGGAUGGAAAAUAAAACCACGCUGGUAGCCAAGUUGAAUGACUUUUGGAAGUUAAACAAAGAAAAAAACGAUAGCGAAUGUAAUAGAACCCAUGUGCAAGUAACCAAACUUCCAGAUGAUCGUUCACUGGAACUGAAAGAAUCAUCGUCAUCCAUGCCUAACAUAUUCCGUAGAAAAUUCUACCGUGCUUCUGAGCUCACCGCAUCACAUGCUACAGAGAAGGUAAGUUUAUGUUUUAAACUAAAUAUUAUUAAGCUACCAAAUUCGAUAAAAUUUGAGAUAAGGUCUUAGUGAAUGAUGUAUAGUAUAUACAAUUAUUCCCAAUUUUUUUGUCCCUUNGUAAUAGGACCCAUGAGCAGUUAACCAAUCCUCCAGAUGAACGUUCACUGGCACUGAAAGAAUCAUCGUCAUCCAUGCCUAACAUAUUCCGUAGAAAAUUCCACCGUGCUUCUGAGCUCACCGCAUCACAUGCUACAGAGAAG